Molecule: messenger RNA, 1014 nt
Organism: Phodopus roborovskii (desert hamster)
Lineage: Eukaryota; Metazoa; Chordata; Mammalia; Rodentia; Cricetidae
Product: serine protease 42
Exons: 5
Coding region: 1-1014 (337 amino acids)
Biological process (GO): proteolysis
Molecular function (GO): serine-type endopeptidase activity
Source: RefSeq, a predicted model, not a curated record
AUGGCGUCCGGACGUGGCUCCCAGGGCCUCAUAGCCUGCCUCUUGCUGCUUCAGUCAGAGCUCUGCGAAGUCUGGGCGGCUGCUGUAUUCUCUACUUCUGAUUUCUUCUCAUCGCACAGUGAGACCCCAAGGGUAAACCCACCGCCACCCACGCAGACGCAGGCCACCAUGAUGGCCCGCCAGGGCCAAUCCUCUCCUUUCAAGCCGUUUACCUUAGGGUGUGGCCAGUCCUUAAUGAAAAUCAUGGGAGGAGUACAGGCUCAAGAGAGGAAAUGGCCCUGGCAGGUGAGCAUCCGGGUCAGACACAUGCACAUCUGCGGAGGCUCCCUCAUCAGUGCCCAGUGGGUGCUGACUGCAGCCCACUGCAUUUACAGCCGGAUCGAGUACAAUGUCAAGAUGGGCGAUCGGAGUGUCUACCUCCAAAACACAAGCCUGGAGAUUCCCAUCAAGAGCAUCUUCGUCUACCCCCAGUUCUCAUCAGCGAUUAUUGUUAAAAACGAUAUCGCCCUUCUCAAGCUGAAGUACCCCGUGAAUUUUACCUCUAAUAUUUACCCCAUCUGCAUCCCUCCAGAGGCUUUUUUUGUGGCAACUGGGACCAAGUGCUGGGUGACGGGAUGGGGCAAAACAGACUCAGGUGCACCAAACGUUCCAACAGAAAUUCUCCGGGAGGUGGACCAAAAUAUCAUUCAUUAUGACCAAUGUAAUACGAUGCUGAAGAAGGCUACAUCAUCUUCUAAUGACCUAGUCAGGAGAGGAAUGAUCUGUGGCUACAAAGAACAAGGAAAGGAUGCUUGCCAGGGAGAUUCUGGCGGCCCUCUGUCCUGUGAAUUUAAUAACAAAUGGGUGCAGGUGGGAGUUGUGAGCUGGGGCAUCGGCUGUGGCCGCCGUGGAUACCCUGGAGUCUAUACAGACGUUGCCUUCUACAGCAAGUGGCUAACGGCAGUGGUGAACCAGGCCGCUUGUUUCUACCCACUGGUCCUCCUCAUCUUACCACUGUGUUUGCUGACCCUGUGA